UUGAGGCCGAACAGAAGGCACUGACAGUUUGAAAGAUGUGGCAGCACUCUUGCAUAAAAAAAUGUUUGUACUUGUCAACUAUUUCUUCAUUGCACUCCUCAAUAUUGUUUUCGUUGCCACAAAUCCGACUCAAUGACGAAUCCUGAGCAAGAUGAGCUGUGUCCACCUUCAACAGAUGAUGAUGAAUUAACUUUACCACGUGCCAGCAUUAAUAAGAUUAUAAAAGAAUUGGUACCUAAUGUGAGAGUAGCUAAUGAAAGCAGAGAAUUGUUAUUAAAUUGUUGCACAGAAUUUAUUCAUUUAAUAAGUUCUGAAUCAAAUGAAGUUUGUAAUCAGCGUAACAAAAAAACCAUAAAUGCAGAGCAUGUAUUAGAAGCGUUAGAUCGCUUGGGUUUCCGCGAUUAUAAACAAGAAGCUGAAGCUGUUUUGAAUGACUGCAAAGAAGUAGCAGCUAAACGAAGAAGACAAAGCACUCGUCUUGAAAACCUUGGGAUUCCAGAGGAAGAGCUGCUACGCCAACAACAGGAACUUUUCGCGAGAGCCAGAGAAGAACAGGAACGCGAAGAACAACAGCAGUGGAUAAAUAUACAAGCAACUGCACAACAAAGUGCUGAGGUUAUGAAUAGACAAAUGCAGAAAGACGACGAAGAUGAUGAUUACUAAAGUUAAGUGAUAGUAUAGACAUCUAGUUAGUUUUUAAUUCACAGAUAUAAGUUUUAGUGUAUGUUUAUAUGUGUGUACCGUAAUAUAAAACAGGCUCACUGGAGUAAAUAACAGUGAGCUGGCUCAAUGUGAAAACAUUUUAAAAAAAA
This is a messenger RNA of Teleopsis dalmanni, 812 nucleotides long. RefSeq names its product protein Dr1-like. Bases 133 to 663 code for a protein of 176 amino acids. Gene Ontology annotation, biological process: chromatin remodeling; negative regulation of transcription by RNA polymerase II; RNA polymerase II preinitiation complex assembly. Gene Ontology annotation, cellular component: negative cofactor 2 complex. NCBI's taxonomy places the organism in Eukaryota, Metazoa, Arthropoda, Insecta, Diptera, Diopsidae. The transcript has 2 exons. The record is from RefSeq and is a predicted model, not a curated record. Gene Ontology annotation, molecular function: TBP-class protein binding; general transcription initiation factor activity; protein heterodimerization activity.